GAAAUGUUUUAUCCUUUGGGACAUAUGACACUGGUCAAAACAAAUGUGCCAAGUAUCGGUUGAUAAAGGUGACUGCAAGAUUGACAAACUAGAGCAGCUUAAAUGAAAACUACAGAGCUGUUGAAGUGCCAUAAAAUCCAAAAUGUAUAUAAUUCCAGCUUCCUUUCAACGAUUAUAAUUCCACUAAAAUAUACAGUGUGAAAACUGCCUCUAACCUUUCUUAAACUUUAAUAAAAAGAGGCUGUGUGAUACACUUCUUAGGUUAUGCAGUGUGUUUCCAUUCCAAAAUACCUGUAUGUGUUUUAAAGCAACUGUAAGAAUUUAUUUACCAGUUAUGGGACUUGUUGGUGCCUCUGCCUCUCAUUUGUAGUUAAGGAAACAUAAAUUGUGUAAAUGGACAUUGAGGACAUGCAAAACAUGAAAGGACUGGAUGAAGGAACUGAAAGAUUGAUCAUAUAUGGAGGUACAUGUGGGGUGUAUAGGGGGUAGGAUUAAUGAUUUCCAGACUUCCAGAUUUAAGUGGAUGAGCACUGCACUUGGUUAUUGGUGGAUGCACUAUCCAGUGGAGUGUUGACACACAAGACAGAUUUAACUAAAGAAACCUCAACAAACAACCAGAAAAUGUCAUAACAGAGGCUAACCAAGACUUUCGAGUUAAAUGCCAAGGUUAUAGACCUGGUUAAAUCACCAGGAAACUCUCCAGCUAAAUUUCAGAAAUAACAACCAAUGUGUGGAAAGACCUUUUUCAACAUUUUCAGUUACUAACCCAGCACUUGCUCAACAAACCAAACCUGCUGGACUUGAUCCAUACAUCACAAACGUGACAUUUCUCAAACACAUUAUCACAGGAUACAGGACACAUCAGUAUUCUCUGGGAUACACCAGUGUAAAUGUGAUUUUCGACUGCUUUCUGCUGUUUGUGAUCCUGUACCAUUAUGUUAUAAACUCCAGCUUCUAACUGUUUUGAGUACUACAUAUUUCAAUCUUCUUUGCCGGCCGCCCACUUUGCCUGGGUUUAGACGGCACUACAUUUCCCAUACUCCUUAGUUCUAUGUGAGGGGUUGGCUUGUUGGGCGCGCGCUGAACGGAAAACAAUUUGAAAGAAAAAUGGCGGAAAGGCUUUUGGAAAAUGGAGAAGACGGUUGCGGUAAUGCCAUCGUCGCUGAUACAGAAAACGAGGUUCAUUUAUCGAAACAAACAUCGAAAAGAUGCUCGUCUCCGAGCCCCAUCGCAGCUCCCCCACAGAAGUCUCCUCGUUCCGACUUACCCAUAACACAGACGUCUAAAGCUGGAAAAGCACACUCAGAGACAGAUGAAAUGCAGAUAGAAAACACAGAGGGUCCCUCUGUCAGUCCCACUGCACGGAGGAAGUCCUGGAGGAGAUCCGCCAUAAAUCGGCGCUCCCUCCCAGUCCUUCCCAACCCAAAUCAGGCAUUGUGCUUGGAAAUAUGUACAUCCUUGCCACAGGAAAAGAGACUGGAGAAACUGAUGGAGGCCUCGAUGAAGCUGGCAGUAGAAAGGACCAAACAUUUGUUCCAGUCAGUGCCAAAUGCUUCACUGGAGUCUUUUCAGCGACAAGUGGAGUCCAUCCAGAAACAGUGGGGCUGUUUGCCCAAAAGCAUACACAGUGGACCGCAUUGUCUCUCUUCUCGGACAGCCAGUAAGCCUGCAGCACACAGAGACAUGGAAAAAUUUCAGACAGCCAUCAAAAGGCUCCAAGCUGAAAGUGAAUCUUGGGAGGCACUGUUGAACAAACACCGGAGGAAAGCAGAGGAAUUGGAAAGGAAGGUGGAGCAGGGCCAGAAGACGGGCAUAUCACUUGACUCUACGUCUGUGGCCCGGUCCUCGCAGUAUCUUCUCAUCCAGAACAAACCUGACUACAGUGUCAUCCUCUGUAAACAGAAACCCAUGCUUCACACCAUGGCAAUGAUUAUCGACAGUCAGUGUAAGAUGGCUAAAGAGCUUCUGUCCAUCAAGGAGAUCACGCAGCUAUUGGUGAAAAAGACCAGUGGUCAUUUGGCGGCAGAAGCUGGAUUCCAGGACCUUUCAUCUGACCUCCUCAGAAAUCUCAUGGCAGCACCUGUAUCCACUACGACUUCAUAAUCGCUCUGCUGGGAAGCAAGCAAAAGCAGUCUUAUAUUCUAAUGAACCGUGGCUCUGUAUUAGUCAUAUGAAGCUUGUUAAGUGCUUUGAGCCAUUAUAUUUUUACCAGCUCUCUCUGUGACUGGCUUGUCGUUGUGGCGUAUGAGAGAAUCCUUGCGUGCAUGUUCUGGGGCUGGUCACAGUCACUGCACAUGUGACUUCUCUCAACUCAUAUGUGACCUACUGUUAACGUCACAGUUAUUUCUCCUUUUUUAAUUACUAAAUAUGCAUUCUGCAUCUAACCUGAUAAAAAUGGCAGUUCGGGCAAUGCAUAUGUUUGAUCAGCAGGUGGCAGUGGUUGGCUAUACAAAAUUGUGACAAGCUUGGAGAAUAGCAAAACAGGAUUUUUUUUUUUUUGUUAAACCUUAAUAAAGUGUAUUCUGACCUGUAAAACUGGUUAUGUGAGACUGCCAGCGGUUAAGAAACAGAGAUGUUUCUUAAGCUUUUUGUAAAAAUCGGUUGGUCGACUCUAAGUCCCUAACUUUUUGAACUCAUUACCUAUCUGAGGGGAUUUUUAUCAGAAAACAAAACUGAUUAUAUCUUUUUAAAAUAAAAUAAUUACGUCAUUAAAUCUUUUUGAUGUGACAACAAGUGGCAAAACAAGUUGUUUUUUUAUUUGUAGUAGUAAUAAAAAAGAACCCCGUAUGCUCA
Mugil cephalus (flathead mullet) is the source of this 2793-nucleotide messenger RNA. RefSeq lists its product as uncharacterized. The coding region runs from base 1108 to 2103 and encodes 331 amino acids. The transcript is spliced from 11 exons. NCBI's taxonomy places the organism in Eukaryota, Metazoa, Chordata, Actinopteri, Mugiliformes, Mugilidae. Gene Ontology annotation, biological process: mitotic sister chromatid segregation; cell division. Gene Ontology annotation, cellular component: MIS12/MIND type complex. The record is from RefSeq and is a predicted model, not a curated record.